Molecule: messenger RNA, 3632 nt
Organism: Purpureocillium takamizusanense
Lineage: Eukaryota; Fungi; Ascomycota; Sordariomycetes; Hypocreales; Ophiocordycipitaceae
Gene: TUP1
Product: general transcription repressor, variant 2
Exons: 3
Coding region: 1651-3276 (541 amino acids)
Molecular function (GO): protein binding
Source: RefSeq, a predicted model, not a curated record
CCCCUUCAGCCUCUGCGCCGGCGGAACCAUCGGCUUGCUGCCAACCAGCAUGUCAUCCACACCAACCAGUGGCGCUAGCCCCCGCCCCCUGCUGCAUCCUCCCACAGUGUCCCUGCACCCUCCCGGGCUGGGAGGAUGGAGUGGCCUUGGGUGGUGCUGCGCAUGCAUGCAUGCACCUUGGCACCUCCGUAAACCUCCCCCCCCUCCCCCCGGCUGGGGCCAAGGUGAAGGAACCUUUUACCUUUUGGCUGGUUUCGAGCGGCCACACCACGGAUCACAGGCACGGCCUUGUCCUGGCGUCGGCGAGGGGAUUGAUGGGGUGGUGGGUGCUAUGGGCUCGGGCGGCCGCCCCUCCACCCAUUGCUCGUUGCAGCUCACCACCCUCAGGCAGGGCAGGGGAGCACCUCCACGUUGCCGCAUCCUGUGCACCCACCCCAUGCCAUCCACCUCUCCAUCCAUCCAGACACGGGCAGGCAGCGCGCACGCCCGCACGCCCGCACGCCCACCUCGCAGCAGCGGGCACCACCACCACCGCUGCACCUCCUCCACCAUCACCUGGAGCAGUGGGUGGUCGCGCCGGACAGCGCCCUCCAUCACCUAAAAAGUCGGGUCCGGGUACCACCACACCGACCGACAACACCAGCUGCGCCUGCACCGGCACCUGCACCAGCAGCCGAAUGCAAGCCUCCACUCCACUGCUGCACUGCAGGCGCUUCCACGGCAGCGGGGACCCACCUCACUAUCCCAUCAUCCCCAGCGGGUGCCUUGCCAUCCACCAUCCUCCAUCGUUUCCUUUCCCUUCUUCACCUUUUUUUCUCCCCUUUCCCACCAACUCCACCACCAGCCUCAAACCGCUCACCCACCACAGUCCGCGAGCCCGCGUCCUCAAUUCCUCACCCUUCUCUUCCUCGGCGCCUUUGCACACCACGCUGCAUUCCCCGCGACCACACCCCCGGCGGCAAUCUCUACCGUCGUCGCCGAUAGAUACCACCUGACCUUGCUCUUAGUUAGGCUCGUCGCGCAGAACCGUCUCGCCUCUCGCAUUCCGCGCCGCGACCUGCCAUCGACUCAUCGUCGUCGUGCACAUCAACCUCUGCUCCAGCUACGCUUCUUUGACGACGUGCCACCAACCAUCGUCGCACGCGACUCCUUUGCGGCUUGACGCGAGGGUCGACUCUCAAGUCGUCGUAUCAUCGCUGCCUGUCUUGCCAUUGCCGUUGCCAGCAUCAACAGCGCCUAGCCAGCCCAGCCUCGACGCACCGUCCGCGACUGCGACGACCCCCCCGCCAUCGCCAAUCCGCUCCCUCGCGGCCAGGGCCUACUUCGCGUACAAGUCAGCCGCUAGCCACCGCAACAGUCGUCCGCCAGUCUCCUGCUGCUCGCCCUGCAGUGAACAGCAAUGUCCAUGUAUUCGCACCGCGGCAUGGGGGCCGUGCCCCCCAGCAACUCCGCCCGCCUCAACGAGCUCCUCGAUCAGAUUAGGGCCGAGUUCGAUACCCAGCUACGCCAGACGGAGAGUUUCGAGCAUCAAAUUUCCGCGCAAGUGAGCGAGAUGCAGCUCGUCCGAGAAAAGGUUUACGCCAUGGAGCAGACCCACAUGACUUUGAAGCAAAAGUACGUAUCAUCGCGGGAGAUGUCUCUCCGAGUCAAAUGGCGUGGUGCAGCCGACUCACAUGGCAUUUGCCUCGCAGAUACGAGGAGGAGAUCAGCAUGCUUCGACACCAACUAGAGGCUGCACGCAAGGGCGCUCCUCCGUCCGCCAUCCCCGGGCCUCCCCAGCAUGCCGGCCCCUCGCAGCAGCCUCCUUCGAUUGCCCCCGGCAAUGGCUUGUUCAGCGGCAUCAUGGCCGGUGGCAAUCAGGCUGGGCUUGCUCCUCCCCAGCAGCAUCCUCCGCCCCAGGAGCAGCAGGUAGGACCUCAGCACCAGAUGGCUCAGGGCCCGCCUGGGCUCCCCGUCCCACCACCGCAUCCUAAUGCCCAGCAGCCUCCCUACCAGCAAGGCUAUCCGCAGGGUCCUGUUUCCAACGGCAUGGGACCUCAGCCCCCUCAAAGCACCGCAUCUCCAGGACCCGGCAGGCGAGGCGUUGGCCGCCCCCCGAAUGCUGUCGGCCCCGCGACACCCCAAAUCAACACACCGGUGCCUUACCCGGGAAAUGCCCAGUCCCCUCAAGUCAGCCACCCUACUCCAGACCACGCGCGCAUGGGCGGCCCUCGGCAACCGCCGGUUGGCAAUUCGCUCGGUGAUCUUGAGGUUGAUGCCGUGGCGCCCCACAAUAAGAAGACCGGCAGCGACUGGUAUGCCAUCUUUAACCCCCAGGUCCAGCGUGUCUUGGACGUGGACCUGGUCCAUUCCCUCACCCACGAGAGUGUCGUGUGCUGCGUGAGGUUUAGUCACGACGGCAAGUACGUGGCUACUGGCUGCAACCGCUCCGCCCAGAUUUUCGACGUCCAAACUGGCGAGAAGGUCUGUGUUUUGGAGGACCACAACGCCCAAGACAUGACGGCCGACCUGUAUAUCAGGAGUGUCUGCUUCAGUCCGGACGGCCGCUAUCUCGCUACGGGCGCAGAGGACAAGCUGAUUCGAGUUUGGGACAUUGCAUCCAGAACCAUCCGCAACCACUUUGCAGGCCACGAACAGGACAUUUACUCGCUCGACUUUGCUCGCGACGGUCGCACCAUCGCCUCCGGCAGUGGCGACAGGACUGUGCGACUCUGGGACAUCGAGCAGGGCAGCAACACGCUGACCCUGACCAUCGAGGACGGCGUCACGACCGUGGCCAUAUCGCCCGAUACCCAAUACGUCGCCGCCGGCUCUCUGGAUAAGAGCGUCCGCGUGUGGGACAUUCACUCGGGAUUCCUUGUGGAACGCCUCGAAGGCCCGGAUGGACACAAGGACUCGGUCUACUCGGUGGCCUUUUCGCCCAAUGGCAAGGACCUCGUCAGCGGCAGCCUGGACCGAACCAUCAAGAUGUGGGAGCUGAGCUCUCCGCGCGGCGGCGGCAACUCGGGACCCAAGGGCGGAAAGUGCGUCAAGACGUUCGAGGGCCACCGUGACUUUGUCCUAUCGGUGGCGUUAACACCCGACGCCAACUGGGUGCUGUCGGGCUCCAAGGAUCGCGGCGUCCAGUUCUGGGACCCGCGCACGGGAACGACGCAGCUGAUGCUUCAGGGGCACAAGAACUCGGUCAUCUCGGUGGCCCCCAGCCCCCAGGGCGGGUACUUUGCCACGGGCUCUGGCGACAUGAAGGCUCGCAUCUGGUCUUACCGCCCAUUCUAGUUGCGUGAGAAUUAGCGUCGAAGACGCUAGGUACUGGUCUGUGGCACAUUGGGUGGAGGCGCUUGGAGGGACGCACGGGGAGACGAAGCUGCCACGUUUGUCGUGAAGCCAGAUUUGGCUCUUGUGGGAUACUAGUUUGAACGGGCCGUGCCUGCGGGAGGUCGGAAAGGAAAACACACAUCAGGCGCAUGGACUAUGGAGAGACGAGCCAAACAUUGUUUGUUUUGUACGGGUACGUACGAGUGGGCCUGGCGUGAGUACACUGCCGACAGUCUGCUUUUUUUCGCUGUGGUUUGUCUGGUUUCUUUAUCUGUAAUGAGUAUCUGACAAAUUCCCCCAAAAUUAAUACUUCUGAC